This is a messenger RNA of Lolium perenne, 1656 nucleotides long. RefSeq names its product elongator complex protein 5. Gene Ontology annotation, cellular component: cytosol; nucleus; elongator holoenzyme complex. Gene Ontology annotation, biological process: tRNA wobble uridine modification. NCBI's taxonomy places the organism in Eukaryota, Viridiplantae, Streptophyta, Magnoliopsida, Poales, Poaceae. Gene Ontology annotation, molecular function: tRNA binding. The record is from RefSeq and is a predicted model, not a curated record.
UAUUGUGCAAAAUCUGCAUUCCCUCGCGCUAGGGUUUAUUUAAGCUUUUGGGUCGGGAAGCGCCGCCGGCGACGAGGAGGGGCUGCUGGGAUGGCGGACGCGGCCGUGAGGUGCCUCCGGGACGGACGCCUCGACGGGGAGCACGCGCCGGCGCUGGCCGUGCAGGGCUCCCUCCAGUGCUGCCCGCUCGCCGCGCGCGCCAUGCUCCACCUCGCGGCCGCCGUCGCCUCCAACGCGGCCGCCGGGAAGGCGCAGGCCAGGGGACUUGUGGUUGUGGCGUUUGACCGGAGCCCGGAAGUUUACCUGGAUUUCAUGCGGCGGAGCGGCCUGGAUUCAAACGCUUUGGGUCGAUGUGUUCGGAUAUUGGAUUGCUAUUCAGACCCGCUUGGUUGGAAGCAGAUUAUUCGAAGCCAGUCGCACCAAGAGGACAGUGGAACACCUUGCUCAACAAACGAAGGCAACAUCACAAUUUUCAGAAGCGUGAACGAUGUUGAUAAGUUGCUGUGCUCCAUGAUUGAUCUUGGAAGAGGAUUUGAAGGAGAGGGCAAGACCUAUUUUUCCGUUGCUGUCGAUUCAAUAAGCUCUAUGUUAAGGCAUGCUUCAGUGCAAUCAAUUUCAGCCCUUCUUAGUAAUCUUCGAAGCCAUGAUCAGAUAUCAUCAAUCCUCUGGUUAAUCCAUUCAGACCUCCACGAACCCAAGUUUUCCCGAGCUUUUGAAUGUCUUUCUACCAUGGUUGCUUGUGUAGAGCCAGAAGGUGUCGAUUCGGUAUAUGGAGAAGAGCAUAUGGGGAACAUAUCUUUCCUUGAGCAUAACUAUUCUAGAGCAAAGUUCAAUGUGCGCCUGAAACGAAGGAAUGGGCGAGUAAAACAUCUGUAUGAAGAGUUACAUGUGGAGGGGUAUGAUGUAAAAUUUCUUUCUUCUUUAAGUAUGCAAGUGAACCAGAGUCUGCUGCCUAAGGUCCAGUUCAAUCUUGAGCUGUCAGAUAAGGAACGAAGUGACAGGGCAAAUGUUGUUCUUCCCUUCGAACAUCAAGGAAAAGGCGAGCCUAUUCGUAUAUAUGACGGUCGGCGAUCUCUCCUAGAGGCUCAGCAAGAUUCAGACUUAACUAAAACAGCUCUCCUAGAUGAAACAAAAGCUCCUAAAUCUGCAACCGCAAAAGGUGAAAUUCAUUACAUUCGCGAUUCUGACGAUGAGCGACCUGACUCGGAUGAAGACCCAGAUGAUGAUUUGGAUAUUUAGCCACAAUAUGAGCUCAGAUUAGCUUAGUUGGCUAUCAAAUUGAAGGUGCAUCAGGUGUUCGCAAAAAAAGGCUAGGAGGUGAUUCACUUUGCUUGGGUGUCUGAUUGAGUGCAAACUUGUGAUUGAUCAAUUUAAGCAUCUGUAGCUUUGUCAGCAUCGGAGGGAAACCUUUGUCCAAGGGUUUGAAUGCUGAAGAAUAGAUCUGUUAGAAAGAAUUUGUCACCUCGAUUUUUCACCUUUUGGUGACGUGAUGGCUAGUGUGGCACCAUAACUGAAAUGGGUUCAUGACAAGAGAACUUGAUGAUUGAAGCGUAUACAAUAGUGUGUAAUUGAGUAUAUGUUGACUGAUGAUUCAAUAACAGUCUGAUGAGUAAACAAACUGUCUGACCGGAUUUUUGUAGCUUCUGGUGAUGUGAA